Symsagittifera roscoffensis is the source of this 1161-nucleotide messenger RNA. RefSeq lists its product as uncharacterized. The record is from RefSeq and is a predicted model, not a curated record. Lineage: Eukaryota; Metazoa; Xenacoelomorpha; Acoela; Convolutidae. Bases 1 to 1161 code for a protein of 386 amino acids. Gene Ontology annotation, cellular component: nucleus. The transcript is spliced from 4 exons. Gene Ontology annotation, biological process: chromatin remodeling.
AUGCUCCACAAGUUGGCAGACCCAAAACAGAACGCCUUCAGAGAGAAGCUCGAGGACAUCCUAGCUACAGUGAGUGGCAACGAGGGCAUCAUCAUUGGGGGAGACCUGAACUGUCACGUGGGAGCAAACAUUGUGGGGUACGAAGAAGUCAUGGGCAUAUAUGGUUAUGGCACUCAGAAUGAAGAUGGAGCAGCUCUUUUAGAUAUAUGCAAGAAUCACCAACUCAGAGUUGCCAACGCAUACUUUCGCAAAGAACCUGAGAAAUUGAUAACUUACAAAAGCGGGGUUAUAACAACACAGCUUGACCUCAUUUCAUGGAGAACUAUGCUCGACAUCAACUUGUUGAACUGCAAACUGAUACCAGGAGAGGAAUGCCUAAUACAACGUCGCCUAGACGUGCUCUCCUUAACAGGAGACUUUGACGGGACUUGGGAAAAGGCCGAAGCUAUAAUGAUAGAAGCAAGUGAAAAGACCUGUGGACGCACAAAGGGUGGCAGAGGCAGAGAAAGAGAAUCAUGGUGGUGGAAUGACUCAAAGGAGGCAGUGUUAGCAGAAAAGAAAGCGGCAUACAAGAUGCGCAAGGAUCUAAAAGAUGUGCUAGACCCCAACUUCAUCAAAGUCGCCGGGGAUACAAUUAAAGUGGAACCUGCUGAAGUGCAGGAAAGAUGGAGAGGUUAUUUUGAAGAUCCAUUGAACAGGGAAAACCAAAAUAUACUUGAGGAAACCCCUGCAGUGCAUGGUCCACUAGAAAGGGUCACAAAAGCAGAAGUAUCUCUGGCACUGAAACGUAUGAAGAGCGGCAAGGCUUCGGGUCCCUCAGAAGUCAUCUCAGAAAUGUUCAAGAUUGCUGACCAGGGUUCUGCUAUGUUGUGCUCGGUAUUCAACAACAUCAUGAGAAACGACAUAACUCCGGAUAAGUGGACGGAGAGCAUCACAAUACCCUUGUACAAGGGCAAGGGUGAUGCUUUGGAGUGUGGCAAAUACAGAGGACUCAGGCUAUUGGAGCAUGGCAUGAAGUUCUGGGAGCGUAUUCUAAUGCGCAGGCUGGGUGACUACAUCAAGAUCAGCCCACAACAGUUUGGUUUCGCUGCAGGAAAGUCCACAACCGACGCUAUCUUCAUUGCUCGCCAACUGCAGGAGAAACCUAGAGAAGGCCUUUGA